AUGGAUGAUUUAUUACAUGAAGUAUUUGAUUUUGAUGUUGAUAUGUAUGCAACAUUAAUUAAUGUUCGAGUUCAAAUUGAAUGUAGUGAUCAACGAAAUUAUUCAGGAAGAGUUUAUACAGUCGAUCCAUUGACUCAAAGUAUUGUUCUGAUUGAUGAUAUAUCAAAUCGUGUUCACAUUGUUCUUCGACCUGAUAUUAUUCAAUUAAAAAUUCUUGAUCGAAAUACGUCACUUCAAACAUAUAAAGAUCCAUUUCAAUCAUCGAAUGUAAUAUCAAAUGAACAAGAUGAUUCCAGUUCGGAUCGUCUCGAAAAAAUUCGUACAUUUCUUUCAUCUAAACGAAUACCAUUCAAAGAGAAACUUGAAGAAAAUAAUUCUAUAACACUUUUAAUACAAAAUGGUAUUGUUCAAAUAAAUGCUCCAUAUACAAAUGAGACUAUUUCAGGAACAAAUGAAAUUGUUCUAUCACGUAUUAAAUUAUUACUUAAACAGAUUAUUAAUUAA
Molecule: messenger RNA, 504 nt
Organism: Adineta steineri
Lineage: Eukaryota; Metazoa; Rotifera; Eurotatoria; Adinetida; Adinetidae
Source: the annotation of a GenBank genome assembly